UCCUCGUAAAACUUCUAAAAUGGAGGGGCUUUUCUCGUCGACACCUAAACCAUGAGCUUCUUGGUCGUUUUAUGAGCAACGUCUGGCAUCUUCAACAUCUCCAUUUCAGCAGAAUCACUGUAUUUGCUGUGAGUCGGAAAAUCUUGACUAGCUGAGGAACUUAAACAAUGUGUUCGAAAAAAUCUGAAAACCUGAAGCCCAAAAAUGUCGAAAACACACAAACCCCAGAAAAUAAUGUGAAGGAGGAGUUGGGAAACGUGGAAAGGCAAACAAUGUCGAUAUCAAAAGAUCUGAAUUCAGUCAAGAAAAUGAAAGGCGUGGAAGGGUUCGACAGUUCAACCUUAAACGCAAAGCUGCUCAUCUUAGAAACAAAGUUUGAGGAAUCAAAAGAAAAGAUCGAAAGGUUGAGAGAAGAUUACAUUUUAUCGACUGAAAGAGAAAACAGAGCUGCCAUUCGAUACUCUAAUCUUCGAGAGGAUCAUUGCAAGAUGAUCAGUGAGAAAAACAAGACUAUCUCCGAGCUGAAGGACAAAAUCGAAGAAAUGGAGAAUCUAAUACAGGAAAAGGAUGACACCAUUGAAGCCUGCAAACAGAAGAUCAGCUGCAGCGAGGCGGUGCUGGUGCAAAUGAACGACGAGAUUCAGAAUUUGGAGAGACAGAAAGUGAGUGUGGAGCAGAAUGUCGAUGAACUGAGGAAAGAACAGUUGGAGUUUCAGCAGAGAAUGAAGGAGUCGAGGCGCAGAAAUUUGGAGGCUUGUCGAACUAUAGAGCGUCUCAAGCGCAGGAAGUCGGAGGCUGAUAAGAUUGGUAAAGGUAGAUUAAAUUCUGUCGAGCAUUUGGCGUCAAGAAUUGCGAGAGUGGAGGAGGAGUUUGCCGCUGUUUUGGGCAUUGAGGUAGAUGAUAUAAAGAACUUUUUGGAUGAGCAUGUUGGUGUCGGGGAGAAUGAGAUUCGAGCCUUUAAAUGCAAAGAUUUACCUCAGACUGCGAGAGUCAGCAGAUAUCUGAUUGGAAGUAAGCGAGCAAGGAACUCGGAAAUCAUCGACAUAGAUAGCGAGACAAGUGACGACUACGACGACAGUAAAGAUGAGGAUUACAACCCUUCACCUGAACAAGAUACAGGAGAAGGGACUCAAAAGUCCAAAGCAUAAAUCCAAUCACCCGACGCAAGAACGCUUCGAAGAAUAUGAAAUAUUUUGUACAGAGAGAAGCUGUGUUCAUGCUACUAUGUACAUGUAUUGCCAAAAUCUAUUGGACAUAGUAUCUUACCCAUUUUUGAAGCGAUGGGGUAUCUAAUUAUCAUCGCCUGUUUUUGUAGAUCUCAAAUAAAUCUAAAUAUUAUUUAAACAAAAACUCAAAUCAACA
This is a messenger RNA of Andrographis paniculata, 1362 nucleotides long. RefSeq lists its product as uncharacterized. The coding region runs from base 168 to 1148 and encodes 326 amino acids. The transcript has 5 exons. The record is from RefSeq and is a predicted model, not a curated record. Lineage: Eukaryota; Viridiplantae; Streptophyta; Magnoliopsida; Lamiales; Acanthaceae.